Molecule: messenger RNA, 4362 nt
Organism: Cladocopium goreaui
Lineage: Eukaryota; Dinophyceae; Suessiales; Symbiodiniaceae
Source: the annotation of a GenBank genome assembly
AUGAGCAUUUUGCCAUCGGGGGAGGAUGUUCGUGCUCUACAAGACAUUGCAGGGGCAGCUCGGUUACUGAGAUUACCCCCUACAUUGUGGGAUGCUUUCACUGAACAAGUUGGCAAUCCUGGACAAGACCUACGGGUUUUAGCGGCGCUCCCUGCUCAUGUUGUAGUACACGCAAUAGGUCAGGCUCAAUUAGCAGGGCAUGGGCUGUCAGCAGUGGAAGCCGCACAUGUGGGGUUGAUGUGGCGAGUUUCGAGAUUUCACUUGUACCUCCUGAAGGGAGGAUCUGUUGAUGACUUUAUGGAUGUGGACCCGUGGGAGCCUGAGACAUCCAAUCGACCACAAGUUGGAGUACCUCCGCAGGGAUUCAAGAGCAGUGGCUUGAAAGAGAAAGUGCUCAAGAUGUCCAACUUACUGGACCAGACGGAUGACUCCGAACUGAUGCCACCUGAUGUACAAACAGUGCAUAGCUGGAGUCAACGGUAUCUUCAACUGAUGGGGGAUUUCCCCAAUGAGGAAGAAGAACCGACAGAUGCGCAGAUGGCUGCCUUGGACAAAAGGGUGAACCAGAUGGGGCAAGCUCCGUAUGUGGACAUGGGAGUUUGGUUGCCGUUUGGAAGAAGAGCUUUGAAGAAUCAAAAGCUACGGUCGUUCUUCCCCGUAGGGGAUGGGACGUAUGUGGCGAGAGACUUCCCUGGUCCCCAGAACUUCUUGCAGUGGCAGGCAUCAUGGAAGGUGUUCAGAGUGGCGGCAAUUAGCUUAGACAUUUGUUCUUUAGCUUCACUCAUGACCUACGAGAAGGUUAUCGAAAAGUUGACGGUACAAUGGCCGAAGAACUGGAACUUGAUAGCUCACGCUGAUGACAAAGCGAGGGCAGAGAGGUUGGAACGAUUGAGACGCAACCUUGUCAUCGACUGGAAGGAGGGCAAGAGCGUGCCCUCGGACUUCACCGAGAGCAAACCUUGGUCAGUCUGCUCUAGACUCAUAGCACAAGAUGAAGCCUUUUGGAGUGAGCAGGUGAGGCACCCGGCGACGUCGUGGUUGGCAUCGGGUGGAAGAGGGGUGCCAAUGGCGUCAGCUGAGGCAUUGGCUUCAGCCCACUUUCCGGGACUUGCUGAAGGUCAUGAGUUGGAGACAGGUGGAUCAGGCGACAAGGAUGAUCGUCGACGGCAAGCAAACAGGGAUAAGAGGAUUGCGAAAAGGAAGAGACUUCAAGCAGAUAGAGAAGAGCUCAACAGGUGGAGAUCAAACCCAUCUCAUAGCAAAGGCUCUGGAAGUGGUGGCAAAGGAAAAGGCAAAGGAGCUGGCCAUGGCGUCGAAGCUGAGGUUCCUGAGCGAGUGGCGAGGUGCUUGAAGGAAUCCAAGGACUUCGGGCAGUACAAGAGGACACGGAGUUUCAAGUUUGUUCAUUUGUUUGCAGGCCCUCGGGACGUUUUGGCAACUUCUUUGAGAACAGAAUGUGAAAAAGGAGGCAUUUUGUUGGAAGUUGAAUCGUAUGACAAAUUCAUGAACCAAACACAUGAUCUCAGUGCAGCAGAGCCAUUGGACGGCAUCUUGAACAAGGCCAAGAACAUGGAGUGCGACGGAAGUCAUGCAAGUUUUCAUUGUGGCAGUUUUUCCAGGGCUAGGUUGAACGCGAAAGGAGACGGCCCUGGACCUGUCAGGUCAGGCUCGGAGAUCUAUGGGCUGUCGACAAACAACCGUCGGCAACAAGCUGAAGCUGACAAAGGAACAGUGCUGGCGGUUAGAUCAGGCUUGGUCAUUGCCGAAGGGGUGAUGGCACAACGCAAGAGAGCCGUACCGACCGUCGGCACCUUGGAAAAUCCAUCCGGAUCCGAGACGAGGGAAGAGGGACCAGCUUGGGAACUUCCUGAACUCAAAGACUUUGUGGAGAGGCUCGAAGCGGCGACGGCGACCUUCAACACUUGUGCGUACCAGAACAAGGAGAAGGACAGAUGGUUCAAGCCUGGGAGGAUCACCGGCUGCUUGGCUGAGUUGACUUCGUUGUCAAGGAAGUGUACGUGUCCAAGCGGGGUCAAGCACCAGUCCCUCAUUGGAAAAGCGUUGACUGCCCGUGUAGCCGAGCAUCCGGAGAAGUUGACAAAAGUCUACGCGGUGCUCGUUGCAAAGGCCUUCAAAACCACGUUGCAGAUGGAAUGGUGGAGACAUCAACUGAGAGUCAAGCAGGAGAAGGUCUCUGCAGCCCAAAAGAACUGGAUCGCGAGCAAGAUGAAGAAGCAGGUGCCGCCAACUUCACUGGGCGACUUGGCAUCGUCGAAGAGGUCAUGGACAGCAGAAAAUGUCGACGAGGAUGUGGUCCCAUCAGAUGGCCCUUCCAAAAGGAAAAGAAAGGAAGGGGAAAACAUGCACUUCGUGGGGGGCAUGCGCAACCCGGCCAAGGCGGUGAGUAGGUUGCACAAGUUGGGCGAAGCCGGACAUGAUGUCAGAAGACUGUGGAUGAGAUUUGUGAGAGAUCAUCCCGAAGCGUUGGAGGCAGCCAGCAGCUAUGGAAGCGAGAACUGCAAGCUGGAUGCAGAAACUCUGACGGCAUGGAGACGAGAAAUCGAGAGCUUCUGGAAGGCAAAGGAGUUUGACGACGUCGUCUUGAAGGAGCCUGGGCGCUUCACGUCGCCCUUGGAUGCAAAGCUCUGGGAAGGCUGGCGCAAGUUUUCGAGCGAUCCAGAACGUGACCUGGUUCAGUGGAUCAGAGCGGGAGCACCUCUGGGCAUGGCGGAGGACAUUCGGUAUUCAAGCAUCUUCCCAGUGACUGAUGAAGAGCUGCCGGACCCAGAGGGGAUGCCGGACAUGGAAGCCCAAUUGGGGUUUGACAAUUACAAGAGUUUCAGAGAAGAACCUGAACAUGCAAGACAAGAAGGGGAGCGCUACUUGAAGAAAGGGUUUUGCAUGGAGCUUGACGAGAACGAGCCGAAGGAACAAUUCCCUACAGGCACUAUCUCAAAAUGGGCUUUGAAUUUGAAGGAGAAGGAGGACGGGACCAUCAAGAGGCGGGUCAUUAUCGACCUCUUGAGAAGCGGCGGCAACUCCUGGUGCAAAGUCAGGGAAGGGAUAGUGCUGCCGAGAAUCCAAGACGUCCUGGACAGCCUGAAGUACCUGAGGGAACAUUGCUUCAGCAUCAUGUUGAAGGCACAAAAAGAGGAGUGGCCUUAUGCAGACCAGUGUGAAGAAAUAGAACUGGUGUCAGCUGACUUGGCUGAUGCAUACUGCCACUUGGCGGUGGCGAAGAAGGAGUUGGGAAAUUGGGCAAUGCCAAGCAUCGAGCCAGGAAGAUACCUGGUGUUCACAGCCAUGUUGUUUAGCUUCAAGGGGGCGCCGUUGAUCUUGGGCAGAUGUGCAGCUAGGCUCGCUCGCCUGUUGCAGGCAUUGAUUCCUUCAGAGGAGAUGCAAUCGCAGUUGUACAUGGACGACCAGCGGUGGAUGAUGCAGGGUCCCAGGUGGAGACGACGUGAAAAUCUUGCCCUGAUCUCGUACAUGUGUGGUGCGCUUGGAGUCAACUUGCAAUUCAUGAAGGACGUUAGAGGCACAGACACAACAUGGAUAGGCACAAGGAUGGAACUUCGGCUUGCAGAGGAGGUAUUAAUCCUGUCAAUCCCGCACAAGAUGAUGAACGAGGUCAAGAAAGUGUUGACCAGUUGGGAAAGCAAAGGGAUGGUGCCUUUGAGAGAUGUCAGAGCAGUGACGGGGCACUUGAGCUGGAUAUGCGGCAUCAUCACCAGAGCAAGGUGGUGCGUGAAUAUCCCCUACACCGUCAUUGCGCAGACCAUGAACGACGUGAAGGUGGAGACAGAACGAGCAAGCAGAAGGGAUGACACUCGGCCGAAGCCGCACAUGGUGGCAGUGCAUAGGAUGGAAUUGCCACGUCAAUGGUUUCUGGCGAUGUUCGACAAGACGGACGAGUUUGCACUGAGACAUGAACCCCUUUUUGAAGUACAUCCCACCUUCGCCUUGAUCACGGAUGCCUCUCCACAAGGAGUUGGAGCAACCCUAGCGGACACUGACAAGACCGACAAAGUCUUGGUCCCCUUGGAGGCGCUGGAGAUUCCGGUGACGGAAGAGAUCGCGAAGUGGACGGGCAUCCAAUGGAAGGAGGCGUCAGGCCAGGGACCUUUGGAAGCAUGGGCAGUGCUAAUGGCGCUACGUGAGUGGAAACAUCGCCUGAAGGGGUGCUCGGUGCUGAUCAGAAGUGAUAGUGUUGUAGCACUAGCCACCGUGCGCAGGUCGGCAGCCCAUUCGCCAGUCCUAAAUGGGAUAGGCGCGGAGUUGGCUUUACGUGCAGAAGAGCUGCAACUAGGCCUUUCGUGGCACAACACGUGCCAGGGUCAUGGAACCAGGAAGCUGAAUGGUUGA